GGCCCUCCUCACCUACCGCAGCUUCUUCGCGGCGCCAUCAUCCUCCCUGUCCGUCUGAUUUUCUAUCAGGUUGCUCGACCGUCGUCAAUAUAAUCCGUGUCAACAAAUUUUAAUCUUGGUUCAUAAGUAAAGAACAGAAAAGGAAAACCUAGAUGUCUAUAAUUAUACGUACAUCAAAUCUAAUGAUUUUAGGUACAUAUUUUCUGUUUGCCAUUGCAAAAUCUAAUCACGUGAAUUUUAUAGUUCCAAUCGGGGCUAUGUCUAUGUACUCUUAUUUUUGUCCAGAACCCUUAUGUAAGGGGAAGUGGAAAGAAAUGGAUUGGCACACUGCUGGAUGGAUCUUCCUCAAUACGUUUAUCGAUCGCCGCCGCCGACGACGGAGGAGCAGCACCUCUCGUCUGUCCACCGCUGACCGCUCGUUUGUCAGCCUAGCACCGGGGUGCAUGAACGCCCAGUAUAUGCUACAGCACCGCCGCCCCUGGCCCUGCCGCCUGCGCCGCUCGUUGCCCUGUGCACUCCGCGGGCCUCGGGAAUGGCCAACCAGGACAUUUAUCGUCUUAUUCCUUGCCGAGGGGAGUCCUGCUCCAGUAGUGGUCUCAGAAGGGGCAAAUACCAUGGAUGUUGGUAGGCCUGUGCUUGUGCAGAAUGCACCAAGGACAAGACUGGAUGCAGGGACAUGGGGGACGAUGGGGAUUGGAUUGGGGUACUGUAUUGCAGCUGCAGUAGCUGAACCUGAAUGACUCGUGGUUGCUGUGGAGGGCGAUUCUGGAUUUGGCUUCAGUGCAAUGGAGGUUGAGGUGAACAGGGGCUUCAACAGUGAUGCUGUUUUAGCAAUGGAGACGAUCCAUUCCCUGUCAGCUUCAAAAUCAAGUUACCCAAUGGCUGAUCUCACCCAACUCUUCAUGACAGCUACCCAAGAAGGGAAAAGAUCAGAAUCGCAAGGCCAGAUUCUUAGGGUGGAAUGUUAUAGCUUAAUGCCCUAAUCUUUAUAUGCCUCUUCUUAUAUCUGCACUUCCAUGGGCACUGGGCGACACUAAAUUCACAAGAUACCCCCUCCACCUCAAGGUGUAAGACCAUAGCUUCCAUCGCUCUUUACGUUAUGUAAUAUAUUUGUAGUA
Messenger RNA from Zea mays, 1118 nucleotides. Its product is annotated as Sodium/hydrogen exchanger 2. The transcript has 5 exons. NCBI's taxonomy places the organism in Eukaryota, Viridiplantae, Streptophyta, Magnoliopsida, Poales, Poaceae. Gene Ontology annotation, biological process: fatty acid alpha-oxidation. Gene Ontology annotation, cellular component: peroxisome. The record is from RefSeq and is a predicted model, not a curated record. Gene Ontology annotation, molecular function: thiamine pyrophosphate binding. Bases 153 to 740 code for a protein of 195 amino acids.